GUGCGGCGCGGCGGACGCUCGGUCGGGAGCCGCGGAGCCGGCGCGUCCCGCCCUCGGAACAAUGGGAGCGGGCGCGCGCGGCGGCUGGGCCGCGCUGGUCCUAUGCGCGCUGCUGGUGCUGGCGCUGCUGAAGGCCGCCGUGGACAGCGCGGGCCUGGACGGACCUCCAGACGCAAGGAAGUUGGUGUCUCCAGGAAACGACAGUGCUGACUCAACAGGCAACGCCACCACGGUGACCUCCAGCCACACGGGUGCACCCCCCAACGCGACGAAAGCCCUCACGCCCGCCCUGCCCCAAGUCCUCAGGACACACACUGUCAGCACCUCGACGCCCACAGCAGCACCCGGAUUCACAACACAGGGGGCCUCCCCGAAUACGACCUCCGCCACGCACGUCUCCCACAGCGCGUCCCAGACGCCGUCCACCGCGAGCACGGCCCACAACCGUUCGGCCACCUCUGUGCCUUCACCCGUGACAAUCACAGCAACUAUCAAUUCUAAAGAAAACCCAGGAUCGAAAUUUGAUAUUGGCAGCUUUCUCGGUGGCAUCGUAUUAACCCUGGGAGUCCUGUCGAUUCUGUACUUCGGAUGCAAAACGUACUAUUCACGAAGAGGCAUUCGGUACAGAACCAUCGAUGAACACGAUGCCAUCAUUUAAGGGACUCCGGGCACCAAUGGGAAGAUCAAUACAGCCCUACCGAUGAAUUUGGAGGAUUCUCCUUGGAAACCGUAUACGCAUGUAAAGAUGCCUCAGGAUUACUGAAGAUAGAGUUUGGUUUCGGUUGUUAAAUGAGCAUUUUCAGUGGUUACAGUCACUUCUAAAAACACACAGACCAGUGCCGUUCUCCUUCUUGUGGUCUUGGUCACGCCGGGGGAGUAACUCACUGUGACGGCACGUACUGACGACGACACAGACCUUCACUGCUCCCCAGAGCCGGCUCUGCUCUAAAGCCACACCGCAGAAAUUCCGAGUAAAUCAGGUCUCCGACAUAACUUUAGUUUUAAAGCUUCACGCUUGGGUGAGAAAUAAAAUGCACCACCCCGCCCCCAGCACGAGAACGUGUGGCUGAGCCCUGUUAGAGCUGUGUCAUCCUUACAGCUUCUGUGGCACGUAGUCUGUCUUUUCCCUCUCUCAUGUCUGCACGUCGUAGCAGCGUGUUCACGAUCUCGUCCGCGUACCUUCCUACCGUGAGUGUUGCCACUGCUGGAAACUGCGCUGUUUCAUACGCACCAGUUAACUGUAGGUUGAGUUGUAGGAUGGUUUAAUGUAGUGUAAACAUACUAACAUAAGCCCCUGUGGGAUUUCUCUAGAGUUCUAGAAGGCUGUGUGGAUCGAUCCAGGGAUCGGAGGGCACCCCUCAGGCUACUGACCUACAGGAAGAUGCUGUAUUUUUGUGCACUGUUGAUUUUAUCUGAUUUGGGGAUAUACUAAAAAACCUUUAUUCCAAAUACAAAUCCUUAAGCAAUUUUUAAGACCAGAAAC
Molecule: messenger RNA, 1483 nt
Organism: Herpailurus yagouaroundi (jaguarundi)
Lineage: Eukaryota; Metazoa; Chordata; Mammalia; Carnivora; Felidae
Gene: TMEM123
Product: transmembrane protein 123
Exons: 6
Coding region: 62-658 (198 amino acids)
Cellular component (GO): cytoplasmic vesicle
Source: RefSeq, a predicted model, not a curated record